GUAGAUAACCAAGCGACGCUUUCUGUUUGUUUCCAAGAAACUUGCUGCAUAAAUGUCACUCCCUGUCGGCGACUUUAUUUUAGCAUUAUCAUAGCUCAGAAAAGCAUGGCUGUUUUCAGUUUAAGAAACAAUCACAGGAGGCGAUAUGUAAUUCUGUUUUUGAGUCUCGCGUGCUUUAUAAUAUACCGACACUUCAGAGGUUCGACAGCGAAGAUAAGGAUAAAUCGAUCAGUGGGUCUAGGAGUAAACUCUUCCCAAUUCACUCUAGGAGGAGAGCCGUUCCGUAUUUUGGGAGGCUCUUUACACUACUUCCGCUUGCCCAGAGCCUACUGGAAGGAUCGGAUGGUGAAAAUGAAAGCCUGUGGUCUCAACACUCUCACUGUUGAUGUGCCAUGGUCUCUCCAUCAGCCAGAGAAAGGAGAAUUACGCUUCCACGGAGGCCUUGAUAUAGAAGCUUUCCUUCACUUGGCUGCAGAGGUUGGACUUUGGGUAAUUUUACGGCCAGGACCAUACAUAGGCUCUGACCUUGACCUUGGAGGCUUGCCCAGCUGGCUUUUGCGUGAUAGAGAGAUGAUGCUGAGAACCACUUACCCAGGAUUCAUAGCGGCUCUAAACGUGUACUUCGACAAGCUCAUUCCCAAAGUGGUGCCUUUCCAGUUCAAGAAGGGUGGGCCUAUCAUUGCUGUUCAAGUGGAGAACACAUAUGGAUCACAUGCAAGAGAUGCAAACUACAUGCCCUUUAUCAAAGAGGCUCUACAAGAAAGGGGCAUCAGUGAAGUUCUCCUAACAUCAGACGACCACGAGGGUCUAAAAUAUGGUGGAGUCAACGGAGCUUUAAGAACUCUAAAUCUUCAGAAAAUGAAUCAUGACGACAUCAAAUAUCUGGAAACAGUCCAGCCCAACAGUCCUGUGCUGGUGAUGGAGCUCUGGACGGGGAGGUGUGAUGGAUGGGGCGGAUUACACCAUAGUUUUCCUGCAGAGGACCUGAUUGCUGUAGUGAGAGAGGUGCUGAGACGGGGAAUGUCCAUCAAUCUGUACAUGUUCUACGGAGGGACAAACUUUGGCUUUAUGAAUGGAGCGCUGGCCUACCCAUCCUACAAAUCUCUGGUCACAAGUUACGAUUAUGACGCUCCUCUGUCAGAAGCUGGAGAUUACACACCAAAAUACCAUCUUCUCAGAGAUCUCCUCAGCAAUUUUAACAAGGAAAUCCUCCCUGAGAUGCCUGGCCUCCACUGGAAAGAAGAAUAUGAGACGGCAAUUUUGUUUCAGCACCUCUCACUGUGGGACGCUCUGCCAUACACACACAAGCCUUUUAAAUCACAGUUCCCUGUUAAUAUGGAGAAUCUGCCUGUGAAUAACGGUAAUGGCCAGGCAUAUGGAUACACCCUCUAUGAGACCACCAUCACCAGAGGAGGCUCUUUAAAAUCAGGAAGCAACAUCCAAGACAGAGCGCUGGUUUUUGUGAACCAAACUUUCAUUGGCAUUUUUCACCACCGGAAUUUAGAAUUAGCUGUUCCUGAUGGAAAGGGGAAACGCACUCUGAGUCUGCUGGUGGAGAACUGCGGCCGUGUGCAUCACGGUAAAGACAUGGAUGACCAGCGCAAAGGUAUUGUUGGGGACAUUUUAUUAAAUCAUACACCACUUACAGACUUCACAAUAUAUAGCCUGGAUAUGACUUCUGGCUUUAUUGACAGCUUGUACAGGGCACCUUGGAAGUCCGUCACUAACAAACCUAGCUUCCCAGGCUUUUUCCAGGGCAGGUUAUUCGUGAAUGGAUAUCCCAGUGACACUUUCAUGAAGCUGCCAGGUUGGAGUAAAGGUGUAGUCUUCAUUAAUGGGCAAAACAUUGGACGGUACUGGGAUGCUGGACCACAGCAAGCUCUGUUUCUACCAGGACCCUUCCUCAACAGUGGAAUGAACCAAGUGAUUGUGUUUGAAGAAGCAGAAGCAGAUUUUAAAAUCCAGUUUGAAGACUCUCCUGAUCUGGGAAUGACAGUUGACAUUUAAUGAACAAAAUUCAAAACAACAUGAGGCAAAAGAAAGAGACAUCAAAGACUUGAACACUAUGAAGUGCCUAAAAAAAAUAAACUGUUGGAUUGUUAAACAGUUAAUAGAAAUAUUAAUUGCAUGUCUUUGCAUUUCAUGAAUUUCUUUUUUAAACAUUAAAAUGUUUUAUUGAAAAAGUGCAGUCUUUCUGGGAACUGUAUAAUUUUGUUCAUAAAAUACUAUAUUGUGUAUAAUUUUGUUCAAAUGCAAAACAAUUUUGUUGGACUGCCAAUUAUAACUCAGCUGACUGUGUGUUUGAUCUAUUUAUCACAUGCUAGAUUGUACUUUUUUAUUGUCUCUUUUGCUGUUUACCUGCUGACAUUAGUUGUAUUAGUGCCAUUUGAUUUAUUUGUUUUAUAUGAAAACUUGAAUAUUGCACUGGCUGUUUAGGCAACAGAAAGUCAAGUUACUGAUUUUUCUUCCACAGGCACUCGGUUGUUUACAUUAGUGCAUUUACUGCAGAUUCCAGCAUUAUCAUGUUGUUUUCCCUUUUUGCAAACACAGAGAAUGUUUUCAUACUGAAACUGUAUUUAUGGUUUGAGGUUUGUUCAAAUUAAACUUCAACUAUCAAAUUCAACUAGA
Molecule: messenger RNA, 2628 nt
Organism: Megalobrama amblycephala (Wuchang bream)
Lineage: Eukaryota; Metazoa; Chordata; Actinopteri; Cypriniformes; Xenocyprididae
Product: beta-galactosidase-1-like protein 2
Exons: 19
Coding region: 106-2007 (633 amino acids)
Biological process (GO): carbohydrate metabolic process
Cellular component (GO): vacuole
Molecular function (GO): beta-galactosidase activity
Source: RefSeq, a predicted model, not a curated record